UCCAGACUGCGGGGGCAGAGAACAGGUUGUCAUUUAGCGCAAAGAAACUUGUUUUAGUUGCGUUACAGGCUACCCACAAAGAUAAGACUGCUAACUGAUUGUUAGAGAAGGCGUUUUUUGUGUGUGCUUCCCGUGUGUGUUUAAACUUGGUGGGGAUGGUACUUGAACGAUCAGGCUUUCAGGAUCUCAAGCAUCUUUCUGAGAGGAUUACCAAACAUGAAAGCCAGCGGACAACGCGGUAGAAGUGGGCAAACAGCUACACACACUCACAGCGCACUCACACGGGGGAUUGAGCAGGAUAUAUAACAGCAAACUGAGGAGAACAGAAGUAACAUGGAGCAGAUCACAGGCUAUCUCUGCAGGUAUAAAAACUACAACUUUGCUGUUGGUUACACAACUCCAGAGCACAUCGAUUCACUCCAGAGCUUUGAAAUUCGAGAUAGUGACGUACUCCUCGUCACUUAUCCAAAGUCAGGUACUAUAUGGACUCAACAGAUCAUCAUCUCCAUCUGUGAGUUAGACGGGGGUCUGUAUGAAUAUGCAAACAACUUGGAGCAUAUGCCGUGGCUGGAGUACAGCGAGGGUCGAGGAGAUUACACUGUACGACCCUCUCCACGGCUCUUCACCUCUCACCUUACCCCGGCUCUCAUGCCUCCGGGACUAAAGGACAAGAAGGCAAAGAUUAUCUACGUGAUGCGGAAUCCAAAGGACAACAUUGUCUCCUAUUACCACUUCUGCAGAAACUGUGGUGACCUGGAGACUCCCAAGAGCUUCGAGGACUUCUUUGAGCAGUAUCUGACAGGCAACGUUGGAGCAUCAUCCUGGUUUGACCACAUCAGGGAGUGGCAUUCAAAGAGAGACCAGUACAACAUCCUCUUCCUCACCUAUGAGGACAUGAUUUUAGACCUCAAGGAAGCAGUAACUAAGAUCUGCACUUUCUUUGGGAAAAACCUGAGUGAAGCAGCCAUUGAGCAAGUUGUGGAAAAAGCUACAUUUAAGAACAUGAAGAAAGAUUCCAAAGCCAACUACAAGUUUCUGCCACAAGAUAAGGUGAAGAAAGACUAUAUGCGCAAAGGUAAGAUCGGUGACUGGAAGAACACCUUUACCCCCGCUCAGAGUCAAAAAGUGGAUCAACUCCUGCAGGAGAGACUCGGUGAUAUGUCUCUGAAGUUCAUCUGGGAGUAAGCAGGGUAGCCCCACCAACCUUAAGCUGUUUACAUGUUUUUAAUCCUGUAAGAUCCCUAAAAUGCAUUGACACGGUCGGUCUUGCACUUCCAACAAUCUACAGUAGCUGUUCAUGUGUAAAUGGUGAAAAAUGAACAGACAUGAGUCGAUAACACACAGCUGGCCAAUCUCUCAUCUUUAUUGAAUUAUUGAAUGUCAAAAGGAGUUAAAUUGUCUUUCUUUACUUAUGGUGAAGGCUUGCUUUGGUCACUGGAGCAGUCUCCACACUUCAGUUCUCUUCAUCUAGAAUGAGAAAAAAAAAACAGUUUUCAAUCAGUAAACCAAGUUAACAGAUAACUGCUGUGUUCCAGAUUGGAUGUGGUUCAGGGAUUUACUCGGACAACUUAUCCUGAUAGAGUUAAGCUGCUUCUGGGAAGAGACGAGUCACCCAGGAUGCAGGGUGUUUUACUUUACGUUUGGUGAAAGUGAAUUAUCGCUGGACGAUAUAGCC
Messenger RNA from Sander lucioperca (pikeperch), 1675 nucleotides. RefSeq names its product sulfotransferase family 3, cytosolic sulfotransferase 1 (gene sult3st1). Lineage: Eukaryota; Metazoa; Chordata; Actinopteri; Perciformes; Percidae. The record is from RefSeq and is a predicted model, not a curated record. Gene Ontology annotation, molecular function: sulfotransferase activity. Bases 334 to 1185 code for a protein of 283 amino acids. Gene Ontology annotation, biological process: sulfation. Gene Ontology annotation, cellular component: cytoplasm. The transcript is spliced from 7 exons.